Molecule: messenger RNA, 2087 nt
Organism: Lycium barbarum (goji berry)
Lineage: Eukaryota; Viridiplantae; Streptophyta; Magnoliopsida; Solanales; Solanaceae
Product: beta-glucuronosyltransferase GlcAT14B
Exons: 4
Coding region: 503-1711 (402 amino acids)
Cellular component (GO): membrane
Molecular function (GO): glucuronosyltransferase activity
Source: RefSeq, a predicted model, not a curated record
AAAUAUUGUUUUUUUUUUUCAUAUCAAUUUCGUGAAAGAAAAUUUACUAGAAAAAGAGAAACUUUGCUUGCAUUUCUGAAUCUUCUUUGCUUUGUUUUUCAUCUUCUUUUAACCACUCUAUAUACCCCACCUGUUUCAAACCCUAACCCUAAAUCAAGAUUCCCAUACUUUCAAGAUUUUGUCAUAAUUAGGAAAUUAGUGUCAAAAAAUUCCCUGAUUUACUAUUUUGAAAAGGGAAUUUCAAGAAAGCUUUCUUGAUUUACUAUUUGUCGAAGAGAAGUGUAGAAGAUCUCAAAAACCCCAUUUUGAGAUUGAAAAAUUCUUGCAUUUUUUUUUUUUUUUUUUUGUGAAAGAACCCAUUUUUAGUUAAAGAUUCUUUAACUCAUUAAUACCAAGAAAUCAUUUUUUUCACAAAAAAAUCCAACCCCAGAUCAGAAUUUUGUAAAUAUUUAUAAAAUUCUGAAAGUUUCCCAAUUUUUUCCAUCCAUGUUUCAAGAUUAAGAUGGGAGCUGAGAAAAAAUGGUUAUAUGCACUAUUUUGUGCAGCAUUUGUAUCAUUACUCAUAUUUUUAUCUUCCAUUUCAGGUUUUAGUUCAUCAUACUAUGCAUUUUCAUCACACAGGAGGUUUGCCACGCCCGUAAAUCACGGGCCGGGCCAUCCUCCUGCAUUUGCAUACUAUAUAUCAGGUGGUGGAGGUGAUAGUGACAGGAUUUUUAGACUGUUGUUAGCUGUGUAUCAUCCUAGGAAUAGGUAUUUGUUACACAUUGGUGUUGAUGGUAGUGAUAAAGAAAGGAGGAAACUUGGGAUGUUAGUGAAAUCUGUGCCAGUAAUUCAGGCUUUUGGGAAUGUUGAUGUGAUUGGAAAGCCUGAUCCAGUUACUUAUAUGGGGUCGACUAAUAUAGCGGCUAUGCUAAGGGCGGUAUCCAUUUUGUUGAAAGUAGAUGGUGGAUGGGAUUGGUUUGUUAAUUUAAGUGCCAAUGAUUAUCCUUUAAUUACUCAAGAUGAUUUAUCUCAUGUCCUCUCAUCUGUUAGUAGAGACCUAAAUUUCAUCGACCACACCAGCGACCUUGGAUGGAAAGAGGGUCAACGCGUAAAGCCCAUUGUAGUUGAUCCAGGGCUUUACCUAGCACGAAAUACGCAAAUCUUUUAUGCCACCGAAAAGCGGCCACUGCCUGAGGCUUUCAAAGUUUUUACUGGCUCUCCUUGGGUUGUCUUGAGCCGACCGUUUCUCGAGUUCUGUGUUUUCGGAUGGGACAACCUUCCUAGAACCCUUCUAAUGUAUUUUACUAAUGCAGUGUUGUCACAAGAAGUCUAUUUCCAUUCCGUUGUUUGCAAUUCGCCAGAGUUUAAGAAUACGACGGUUAAUCGUGACAUGAGAUAUAUGGUCUGGGAUAACCCCCCUAAGAUGGAGCCGCUUUUCCUUAACACUUCGGAUUAUGAUCUGAUGGCGCAAAGCGGAGCUGCAUUUGCUAGACAGUUUAAUAAAGACGAGGCGGUACUUGACAUGAUCGAUCAGAAUAUCCUUAAGCGCAGCCAGAAUAGAGUGACCCCGGGUGCAUGGUGCACCGGUCGGAAGAGUUGGAGGAUGGAUCCUUGUUCCCAAUGGGGCGAUGUCAACAUGUUGAAACCCGGACCUCAAGUGAAAACAUUAGGUGAUUCUGUACAAAGACUCCUUCAAGAUUUGAGCUCACAAUCAAAUCAAUGCAGAUGACGAGCAAAGUACGAGUUGACGACCAGGCUUGCGUACUUUCGGCUUAGAUGCAUUUUCGGUCCACAAUUCUUUUUUGGGAGAUAUGUUCUUCGUUAUGCGCUUCUUCGGUGUUCAUUUUGAGAUUGCAAGUUGGAAGAAGCAUUGACAGGCUCUUUCCGAGUUUUGGAUUGGGCUGUGGCCUUCGGACAACUUAAGUAGAGCCACCAUAUAUUGUCUCCCAACAAUAAGAGGAAUCUCUCCACUGUACCAUGCCUAUAUUUUUUUUUCUCAGUUUAAGUUAUUUAUGAGUUUUCACGUCUAGUAUGUAUACCUUCUAAGUUUUAUCAUAAUUUGACAUUGUGUUACAUGCAGUUUAAUUAGAUCCAUUAUUGAGAUA